AUGGGACUUUUCGAGCAGAAAAAAAGCCUGAUUCUCCAGGAACUUGAUAAGCCUCCAAAUGAGUACUCCGACCUAUCCCCCAAAGGGUCUAUAGACGCGGAGAUUCGGGAAUUGAUUUCAAACAUCAAUAAGUCUUCGGGGCUGGUUACUACGAGCAGCUGCUCCGGCCGUGUAAGCGUAUUCCUCGAAGGUAGACGGACUCCUUCGACUGCCGACGCUGGCACAGUUUCCAAUUACUCCGGCGGGAAAGGGGGUGGCAGAUGGUUAUUUGUCUCUCAUUGCCCCUUCAGCACACUCCCCAAAGUUGACGAUUUUCACACGUUUUUGAAACUAUCGCAUGGGAAAGAACCCCCUAAGGUCUUACCGCAAUCUCAUAAACUCAUACAUUUCAAAUUCGAACCCUUUAUCCUUCAUGUUCUCGCAGCAUCGCUAGAGCAUGCCGAGUCCGUCACGUCGUCUGCCUUGCAGGCCGGCUUUCGAGAGAGCGGCAUUGCCACCCUUAAUCCGCAACCGGAUGGGACUUAUAUGCCUAUUGUAGCCGUUCGCUCAGCAGGGUUGAGCCUUGACUCGAUCAUCGGCUUCGAGGAACCAGACACUGGUGAACUCUUCACCUUGGUGGAUGAAAGCUACCUCAAUUGCAUAGCACUAGUCUCCGAGAAACGCUUUGCGGAAAAUUCAAAAAGGAUCGAAAGAUUCUCACAGGGGCUGUUUCGGAACGGUCGCCUUGGCUCAAAUCAUAAUGCUCAGAAUCAGGUAGCAGCCGAGGGACAGGAGGAAAGGCGUCGAAGAAAGCGGGAGGAGGGUCUUAAGAGGCAGGCGGAAUCUAAGUUCAGUAGCAGACACACAGCUCAUAAUGACUGUCGUGAAGAUCGCUUGAUUGAUUCCAGCACUGAGCUAACGGAGCUGUUCGACAUGCCGGAUUCCAAGCCGUAG
Messenger RNA from Eremomyces bilateralis CBS 781.70, 933 nucleotides. RefSeq lists its product as uncharacterized. The record is from RefSeq and is a predicted model, not a curated record. Bases 1 to 933 code for a protein of 310 amino acids. Gene Ontology annotation, molecular function: tRNA methyltransferase activity. Gene Ontology annotation, biological process: tRNA methylation. The transcript is spliced from 2 exons. Gene Ontology annotation, cellular component: cytoplasm. Lineage: Eukaryota; Fungi; Ascomycota; Dothideomycetes; Eremomycetales; Eremomycetaceae.